CUGUGACCGCCAUAAUCGUCAUCAUCGUCAUAAUGGCAGUGUGACAGAAUGUAGGGAAAGUGUUGUCUGCGUACAAAAAUGUACUAGCACUUCGGCUCGGGAAAUGUACAAAUUAAAUUUUAUGGGAUGAAGUGGAAAAUCAGCAAUAGUGAAUAAUUAGCAUUUUGGUUUUGGAAGUGGAUGAUUUUUCUUGUAAUCUGACUAUUUUAGUUUGUACUUUCCUCAAGUCGUGGUAGUGCCUUAUUACUAGAGCACGAAGAUGAAUAACAGAAUAGUACGUAAUCCAGAAUUGGAAGCUAUAAGGAAGACGGCAAUGGAAAAAGAAUUAGAAGAAUUACCAAAUUUAGAGCAAAGAAUUGCUGAAUUGCAAACAAAAAUGUCAAGGGUUCAUGCAGCUUUUCUCUUUGAUUUACUGGGAUCAGAGACUCUGAUGAUGAUAUGCCUGUGGCUGAGUUCUACUAAGUCCUCUUACAAUUCAGCUGGAUGGGAAGAGUUUGGUAUUCAUCUUGGAAUAAAUCCUUUGCUGAUAAAGUGUAUAAGAUACAAUUUCAGUUCCCAAGAUCCAACUUAUAACACUUUACUGGCAUUUGUACAGCAUGAAGAUGCAACAUUAUACAAGAUUGUUAAUGCUUUGAAGAGAAUGGGAAGACCUGAUGUUAUUAAUAUGACACUUGACCUAAUGUCAGGUCUGGCUGAUAAUGUCAUGGGAAGUAACACGUGCAAUGAAGAAAGCGGUUAUUUUUCAAUUUCUUCUGGUCAUUCAGACACCAUGAGUGAUACUGAAAUCAGUAACAGAAGCAACAUCAUCCGACCUCUUCAGAUUCCACCUGCUCCCUUCAUAUUUCGAGAGAUUGGUUCCCAGCAUCUUGCCUCACAAUCACAUACAAGAACUGAGGAUUUAGAGGAGGAGAACUACCAAACUGCAGUUAUUAGAUCCAAACCAAUGAUGAAAUACACAUGUAAAGUCCUGUUAACAUUUGCAUCUGAUGGCUUCCACACAGCACAGCAAAUUGCCACAGAAUUUCGUAAGAAGAGGGAAAAUAUGCAUUGCAUUGGAGUAGUAAUUUUGAAUGAGCAUUCAGAUCUUGUAAAUAGCAACCCUGAGCAGUUCAUAUCAGCAUGCUUCCAUCAGGUGGACUAUGUGGUUCCAGUCAUCACAGACAACUACCUUAAGACUGUUUCUACCAGAGAUACUAUGACAGGAAGUUCAUUGCUUUGCAUGGAUACUAAAUACAUCAAAUAUAUAUACACCUUGAUGACCACAUACUAUUUGAGAAAUGGGUGCAUCAAUGACCGGAUAAGAUGUGUUGUACCAGACAGUUCAGUGCAUUUGACACAAAGACAUCCCAUUAUGGCUAGACCACUGUUCCAGGCGUGGGUCCGUUCAAGCGAGGUAGAACAGUUGUGUCUUCGAAUGCUUCGAUCUAGAUUUUGAGGUGACGGUGUAAUUGAUAGACUUACAUGAUAUAUGUACAAUCUAAACUGUGGCAGGAUGCAGCGUGUUGUAUUGUUGGGCAGUGAGGUACAGUUGAUCCUUCACUUUCAAAUGGUUCAUGUUCCACAGCCCCAUUCAUAGAGUGCCUCAUCAUAUGAGCACAACCUAUAAUAUUGUGUCUAGUUUACUUUAUAAAUGAAUAUUACAAAGAACAGUACAUAUCCACGGACAAAUAAUGGUUGUGUGUCAAGUACUCAUAUGUCAAGUACCAAGUACACAUAAAGUAGUCCUUCUUUUAAGGUGUACAGAGACUCUUGAUUGUCCAUGUGUGGACCCUCAGAUUUCAUUAAAAUUUCCUGUGAUGUUAAGGUGCUGCCCAGUACAUCUGUAUCAAUAAUAAUUUACAAUUUGCAGCAGAUUAUACAUGGUAUCAUACUUCACAACUUUCUGCUUUAUUAUUUUAUUGUUUUUCUCAUGGGCAUACUACCACUGAACAAUGGUCACUGUCUUCUGUUGGAAAGAUAUUUAUCUUGGUGUCUAGCGACCAGUAAGUGGUAACUGAGUUUCAUGGUUCAAUGCAGCAUAGAAAGUUGGUAUUUCCAGAUAUCUGGAUUAUCUGUUUUUUUUAUUAUCUGCAUUACUUCUCCCCUUCAUUGCUAUGGAUAAUCUAGUGUUCACUGUACUGUUUUAUUAUGUUUUGUUUCUGUAGAAUUUUUAUACAGUAAGUUUGAGGAGAAAAUGUUCAGAGGGAUUUUGUUUUGUGCUAUAUAUAUUCACUCUGUAAUUCAAAUGCGAGGAUCUAGUUGCUCCAGAUUGCAUGAGAAGCAUAAUGAGGAUUAUGCUGGAAAUUAAAACUGUUUGUUUCCUUAAUAUCAGAAUAACAUUUGCAAUUUAGUUAUUACUUACUUUAUGCAACACAUUUAAUGUGCUAAUUAUAUAAUUCUUAUAAUUAAAAUGUAGCAUUAUAAAGGUA
Molecule: messenger RNA, 2408 nt
Organism: Cryptotermes secundus
Lineage: Eukaryota; Metazoa; Arthropoda; Insecta; Blattodea; Kalotermitidae
Exons: 7
Coding region: 260-1435 (391 amino acids)
Biological process (GO): signal transduction
Molecular function (GO): protein binding
Source: RefSeq, a predicted model, not a curated record